UUAAUAUGUGAUUACUUUCUUUUUUCAGAUGGCGAAGAAAAGGAAUAAUGUUAUUCCCAACAUCCAUUUACGUAAGAACUGGGCCACCAGAGUGAAAACUUGGUUUGACCAGCCAGCACGUAAACACCGACGUCAUAACAACAGGAUCAAGAAGGCUAAACGUAUUGCCCCAAGACCAGCUGCUGGUCCACUCAGACCAGCUGUCCGCUGUCCAACUUUUAAAUACCACACAAAAUUGAGGGCUGGCCGAGGAUUUUCCCUUGAAGAGCUGAAGGCUGCAGGUAUCUACAAAAAGACUGCCAGGACUCUAGGAAUUUCUGUUGACCACAGGAGGAGGAACAAGUCUGUCGAAGGUCUGCAAGCUAAUGUGCAACGUCUCAAGGAAUAUAGAUCCAAACUCAUUUUGUUCCCAAGAACAGCUGGAGUCACUAAGAAGGGAGACAGUGAGGAGUCUGAAUUGAAGCUUGCAACGCAGUACACCGGCCCAGUCAUGCCAAUCCAAGAUGCUGUACGUCGUGAGAAGCGUCGUGCUGUCACUGAUGAUGAGAAGAAACACAGCGUGUACCAGUCUCUGAGAAUGGCGCGCUCAAAUGCGAGACUGCACGGAAUCAGGGCCAAGCGGGCGAAGGCCAAGGCAGAAGCUGAGGCAGAAAAGCAAACAAAGAAGAAGUAAACAAACCUAUCUGUAAAUUAGAAGCUUCGCAAAUAAAUCUUACCAUGUCAAAAUGAUGGAAUGACAUUGA
Anneissia japonica is the source of this 743-nucleotide messenger RNA. RefSeq names its product 60S ribosomal protein L13-like. Gene Ontology annotation, molecular function: RNA binding; structural constituent of ribosome. NCBI's taxonomy places the organism in Eukaryota, Metazoa, Echinodermata, Crinoidea, Comatulida, Comatulidae. Gene Ontology annotation, cellular component: cytosolic large ribosomal subunit; ribosome. The transcript is spliced from 3 exons. The coding region runs from base 29 to 673 and encodes 214 amino acids. Gene Ontology annotation, biological process: translation. The record is from RefSeq and is a predicted model, not a curated record.